Stegodyphus dumicola is the source of this 498-nucleotide messenger RNA. RefSeq names its product 1,5-anhydro-D-fructose reductase-like. Gene Ontology annotation, molecular function: oxidoreductase activity. The record is from RefSeq and is a predicted model, not a curated record. NCBI's taxonomy places the organism in Eukaryota, Metazoa, Arthropoda, Arachnida, Araneae, Eresidae.
GAAUAGCUGCCAAUCAAAGAGCAUCAGUCUUCCGUUUCAAUAAUGUUUCGGUACCAGAAAGGUGGAUAUAUUGAUUUAUUUCCUGAAAACAAUUUUCAGGCACAAAAGUUAGAAUAUGCUGAAGUUAAAGAGAAAAGCAUAAUGCUGUCUAGUGGAUACCGAAUGCCGUUAGUCGGUUUGGGAACAUGGCAGAUUAAUGAUGAAGAAUCCGUUCGUACUGCUAUCGAAGCCGCUGUCGAAGCUGGAUAUCGGCACAUAGAUACUGCACUUGCCUACCAAAACGAGGCGUUUAUAGGAAAAGCAUUGCGCAAUCUUUUUAAUCAAAGGAAGGUCAGAAGAGAGGACAUGUUCAUAGUUACAAAGCCCUUUUGCUGUUUUAAAAUUGUUGGACUCCUUUCUGCAGCUCCCAACCAAUGGCAUGCGUAAAGAAGCUGUGGAACAUUUCAUGAGAAAAUCACUUUCGGCUCUGCAACUUGAUUAUGUAGACCUAUACCUAAU